AAAACAUAUAAAACAUUUUCUUAAGAAAUUAAGUCACUUGAGAAAGAUCAAAUUUUUUCCGGGAGCUUAGAUUAAUCAAAAUUAUUCGUUAAAUGUCAAACUUUGGGGAAAUAAUUCAAAUUCAUGUCGGCCAAGCUGGUGCUCAGAUAGCAAAUGCUUGUUGGGAACUUAAUUGUAUAGAACAUGGAAUUAAUGCAAACGGAUGUUUACAUCAGAUUCCAGAAGAUGAUUCAUUCAAAACGUUUUUUGCUCUAUCGCAAUCCAUGAAAGUAGUUCCUCGUUUGGUGAUAGUUGACUCGGAACCUACUGUAAUAGAUGAAAUACGAUCGGGCUGGUACCGAAAUUUAUUCCACCCAGAUUCUUUGAUUACCGGCAAAGAAGAUUGUGGCAGUAAUUUUGCUCGUGGAUAUUAUACAAUUGGUUGGGAGAUGAUAGAUCUAACAUUGGAUAGAAUUAGAAGAAUUGCUGAAGUUUGUGACAACUUGAGAGGAUUUCUUAUGUUUCGAUCUAUAGGUGGAGGAACAGGUUCUGGUUUGGGAAAUCUAAUAUUUGAAAAAUUUCAAAUGGAGUAUGCCAAAAAGCCAAAAUUGGAGUUCAUUGUUUUUCCUUCGCCAUCAAUGGCUCCACUUAUUGUCGAAGCUUAUAACACUGUUCUUUCAACUCAUAUGGGCAUGGAUGUUAGUGAUUGCAGCUUCAUUGUAGAUAAUGAAGCUUUGUAUGAUAUUUGUUCCCAUAAAUUGGACGUGAAAAGUCCAACUUAUACCAAUCUUAAUCGAAUAAUCGGACAAGUUGUUUCUUCAUUUACUGUUUCACAAAGGUUUUUUCAACGCUCGAGUUUUACAUUUGGUGAAUUUCAAACAAAUCUCGUUCCAUAUCCAAGGAUUCAUUUCCCUCUAAUAAGCUUUGCUCCAUUUACAAGAUUAACGAAUUCCUGCUUUCAAGAAAUUACAACACACACUUUAACAAUGGAGUGUUUUCAACCGUCAAAUCAUUUAGUUCGAUGUAAUCCAUCUGAAGGGAAAUGCAUGGCAUGUGUUCUUCUUUACAGGGGAGAUAUUUCAGAAGGAGAUAUUAACACCAGUAUAAAUAUGUUAAAAACAACAAAAAAUUCAGCACGUUUUGUUGAUUGGUCUCCAACAGGGUUUAAGACUUCAACCAACCAUGUAGCACCAAGUUUUGUUAAAGGAGGUGAUUUUGCUGUUACAAACCGAGCUUUAUUAGCUUUAACCAAUAAUACUGCUAUUAAAAAAGCUUGGUGCAGAUUGAUGAUCAAAUUUAACAAACUCUUUAGUAGAAGGGCUUUUGUUCAUCAUUUUGUAAGCGAAGGAAUGGAAGAGUCUAGUUUAUUAGAAGCAUCCAAUAAUGUUUGCUCUUUGAUAGGAGACUACGAGGAGAUUGAGAAGUAAGAAAAGAGAAAAUUGUUUUUUUUGGAGAAUUUAUGAACUUAGUUUUAGAAGUGUGAACACUGAAGCGAUAUAACUUUAAAGUAGUAAAAAAGGUAAAAUGUAAUAAUCUGUUAACAAGAAAUUUAUUGUUAAAAAAUAUAAAAACUUUAUUUUUCAAAUGAUAU
This is a messenger RNA of Eupeodes corollae, 1570 nucleotides long. Its product is annotated as tubulin alpha chain-like. The transcript has 5 exons. Gene Ontology annotation, biological process: microtubule cytoskeleton organization; mitotic cell cycle. Gene Ontology annotation, cellular component: microtubule; cytoplasm. Lineage: Eukaryota; Metazoa; Arthropoda; Insecta; Diptera; Syrphidae. Gene Ontology annotation, molecular function: structural constituent of cytoskeleton; GTP binding. The record is from RefSeq and is a predicted model, not a curated record. Bases 93 to 1406 code for a protein of 437 amino acids.